Molecule: messenger RNA, 745 nt
Organism: Camellia sinensis
Lineage: Eukaryota; Viridiplantae; Streptophyta; Magnoliopsida; Ericales; Theaceae
Source: RefSeq, a predicted model, not a curated record
AUGGGUGUCCAAUGUAAAAGUCCUAGUGCUUUUCUUUCAUUCUCAUUCCUCUUGUUUGUCUUCUUCACUUUUCCAUCACAACACUGCUCUGCAACUGAUACUUUUACUCAAUCACAACAAAUCUCAAUAGGACAAACUCUCAUCUCCUCUGGCCAAGUCUUCAAGUUAGGCUUCUUCAUUCCCGGUAAUUCUGGUAAGCAGUAUAUUGGGAUAUGGUACUUCCACAAACCAAUACCUGUUCGCAAAGUUGUGUGGGUGCUAAACAGAGAGAAUCCAUUUUCAUCAACAGACUCUGCCUCAAGUCUAACAAUUGGUACAGAUGGAAAUCUGAGGCUACUCGAUGGCAUGAGGAACACCGUCUGGUCAGCAAAUGUUUCUGUCCAGUCCAACAACUCAAUUGCAGUGCUUUCGGACAAGGGAGACUUUGCUCUUAAAGAUAAUGUCUCUGGAUUGACCUUGUGGGAGAGCAUUACCUAUUAAGGUGACACUUUCUUUUUGGGCAUGAUGGACUGAACACCAAAACAGGAGAGAAACGCUUCUUCUCUUCCUGAAAGACCGAAGAGGACCCAUCACCUGGAAACUUUGUUACCGGGUUUUCACUGGACACACCACCACAAGAUUUCACUUGGAAUGGUUCCAGGCCGUACUGGAGAAGUGGUCCAUGGGAUGGAUCGAAGUUCAUAGGGAUCCGGCACACUGACCAGGGCUAUGCCAAUGGAUUCAACCUCCUACCUGAUAAACAGCA